Molecule: messenger RNA, 1056 nt
Organism: Zophobas morio
Lineage: Eukaryota; Metazoa; Arthropoda; Insecta; Coleoptera; Tenebrionidae
Product: fork head domain-containing protein FD4-like
Exons: 1
Coding region: 46-744 (232 amino acids)
Biological process (GO): regulation of transcription by RNA polymerase II; anatomical structure morphogenesis; cell differentiation
Molecular function (GO): DNA-binding transcription factor activity, RNA polymerase II-specific; RNA polymerase II cis-regulatory region sequence-specific DNA binding
Source: RefSeq, a predicted model, not a curated record
CAGAAUAGAGCGAAAAGACCGCGGGUGGAGUGUGUGAGUGUCAAAAUGCCCCGACCGUCGCGAGAGUCCUACGGGGACCAAAAACCCCCGUACUCCUAUAUAUCUCUGACUGCUAUGGCGAUCUGGAACUCUCCGGAGAAGAUGCUUCCUCUAUCGGAAAUCUACAAGUUCAUCACCGACCGGUUUCCCUACUACCGGAAGAACACCCAGAGGUGGCAGAACUCCCUGCGACACAACCUGUCGUUCAACGACUGCUUCAUCAAGAUCCCUCGGCGGCCGGACCGCCCCGGCAAGGGCGCCUACUGGGCCUUGCACCCCGCCGCCUUCGACAUGUUCGAGAACGGCAGCCUCCUGCGCCGUCGGAAGAGGUUCAAGCUCUUGAAGAGCGACAAGGAGACCCUCGACAACGAGCUGGCCGCUUUGGCUAACAUAAACCGGUUCUUUUUCGCCCCGCCGGAAGCAGAGUUCGGCCCGCAGAAGCCGGUCCGCGAGCCGUCGCCGGUGACCAAGCUCGACGCCUGCACCAGGCCGAAGCGGGCCUUCACUAUAGAGAGCCUCAUCUCCCCGGAUAAGCCCCCGGAGGCGCGCAGCGCCCACGUCGUGCACCCGCACCCCUGGAGCAUGGCCUACUGCGACCUGGCCAUGGCGCCGGUGGGUCUGGUGCAGCCCUGCUACGGCGCCUACGCCGUGCCGCCCUGCAAGGACCUCAUAGGGCUGUCGCAGCUGGCCCUUCGCUCGAUUUGAUGCCGGUGCUCGAGUGACUUUCGCCGGGAGGACGAGUGAGGAUCCGCGGUCAUGUUCCUGGGUACGCGUAGGUAUCCGAAUAGGCAUCUAGACAAAUAAAUGUGAUAUUAUUUAAGUUAUAUAACAGAACAAAGGUGUACUUUAUCAUUUGUUUCCCAGCACGCGAAGAAAUUAUUUGCCGUUGUUGAUUAGCUCUUAUCACGAGACGAUGUAAAUAUUUGUAUUUAACUAUUAUGCGAUAGACGUACUUAAGUUUCUAUUGUCCAUAUGAUGUGCAAAUGAAUGUAACGUUUAUGCAAUAUAUGUGUACAU